CCAAUGUUUCACGUCCUGUUUCUGCCGGAUGACAAAACUGGAGCACGGGCGGUUUGCUUCAAAACAUUAUGGCGUCGAGAAGAACGUCAACAGCUCCGAGCGGGUUUAAAAGUUCCUUCGCUGACACUAAAAGCUCGAAAAGUGGCAGCAAUGCUGUUAAAGCCACCGUCAGUGGACCUGGAAAGAAAACUGUUAAAACCACUGGGACUGUUGUCAAGUCUCGAUAUAUGCAGUCUGCUGAGAAGUCAUCUCUUUCAAAGAGUAACUCACUGACCAACGAGUCUCUUGCUGUGCCGCUGAGGCCUUCUUCACCUAAACCAAGUGGAGUCAAACCGAGAGUGGGCACGCCACCGAGAGUGGGCACGCCACCGAGACUGGGCACGCCACCGAGACGCUCGAUGGCCCCAAAGGCUACAUCAAUGAUGUCCUGUGAAGCUGAGCCUUCAUUGCUUGGGAAAAGUAUUCUCCAGUCCACUUUCUCAGAUGGACACUGCUUUCGACCAAAUUUUGAUAUUUCAGUCAUUAAAGAGAAAACAGUGUUUGAAAAUGCACCAGAGCCCGAGAGAAAUCCAGAGACUGAGAAGGAGAUCAUCGAGACGCAGACAUUCCUACUGGCCUAUAUCACAGCUGAGAUGGAGAGCAACACUGCAAAGCGUAAGGCUGAGGCAGAAACAAGGAUCAUGCAGGAGAUGGAGGAAGAAGAGGCCCUGUAUAAUGAAGUCCAGGAGAAGAAACAUCAGUACCUCAUCAUGGAGAAGGGCAGGCUGGUGAAUGAGCUGCUAGAUUUACAGAUUGCUGCUCUGACUCCUGUGGCAGAAAAGGCCAAACAGUUCACAAAGAACUACAAGUCUUUCGCCACAGCUGUUGACACCACCCGACACGAGCUGCCAGUGAAGAACUUCUACAUUGACGGGGACAGAAGGGAGUUUCUAGAUAAAGCUGAGGCUUGCCUGAAGGAGAGUGAGAAGCUGCUGGUGGAGUGCACAGAGGGAGAUCAGACGGACAACAGCACUUCUUUAGAGUGCCUCAGAGACAUAAAAACAACAUCAAAAGACAUCAGUCAGCAGCUGUCGGGGACAUUUUCAGAGCUACUGGAGCUGUCUUCACUGGUCUGCCGCCAUACCAUCAAUGUCCAGCAGGCCACGGAGGAGGAACAGCUUGGCACUGCAAGAACCCUGAAGCUCUACUGCCCCACACCAUAGAAGAAUACUAGACAGCAUGGGAUACACAAAACACGCACUUUGGAUACCCCUCCCCCCACCAGAUUUCCCCCACUUUGCAUGUACAUGUACCUUUUUAUUGCCUGCUUCUUAAAUACAGCUUGAUUUCUUUGUAGCUGUAUUAUGUUAUUGAAAUAUGACUGAAACUGUUUAUUGCUUGGGACAUUUUUAAUAAAUAAAACAGAAAGUAUAAAAUAAGUCAACAUUGGCCUUCAAACAGGAAGUAACUCAAAUAAACUUGAGCGAGUCAUGCUUUUGGGUAAACUAAUAUGUGAAAAUUGUUGUCCAAGUGAGAAAGCAAGAACAUUUGAAAUGUGUUAGAUUUAUGUUCAGUAGUAAAGGUAACAAUAACAUGAUAUUUAAUAAGAUUUGGGAGCAGUG
Messenger RNA from Eleginops maclovinus (Patagonian blennie), 1601 nucleotides. It is a transcript of the gene haus8, whose product is annotated as HAUS augmin like complex subunit 8. The record is from RefSeq and is a predicted model, not a curated record. The transcript is spliced from 10 exons. Bases 69 to 1202 code for a protein of 377 amino acids. Lineage: Eukaryota; Metazoa; Chordata; Actinopteri; Perciformes; Eleginopidae.